This is a messenger RNA of Schizosaccharomyces osmophilus, 1194 nucleotides long. It is a transcript of the gene teb1, whose product is annotated as DNA-binding transcription factor Teb1. The transcript is spliced from 3 exons. The record is from RefSeq and is a predicted model, not a curated record. Lineage: Eukaryota; Fungi; Ascomycota; Schizosaccharomycetes; Schizosaccharomycetales; Schizosaccharomycetaceae. Bases 1 to 1194 code for a protein of 397 amino acids.
AUGGGGUCUUUGAAUACGUCGAAAAUGCCGACGGAGUUGAUAGACAACCAGUGCGUCGAUUUGUUGAAUGGAUCAGUCUUGACGGAGGACGAUUCGAGGAAAAAGGAUGAUUUAGAGGGAUUUCCUGUCCCAAGAGUACGGAAGGCUACAAAAACUCGAAAACCAAGAGUAAAAUGGACUGAAAAAGAAACAAAUGACUUAUUGCGUGGGUGUCAGAUCUAUGGCGUGGGCAAUUGGAAAAAGAUUCUAAUGGACGAGAGAUUUCAAUUUGUGAAUCGCUCUCCUAAUGACUUGAAAGAUAGAUUUCGAGUUAUUCUACCAGAAGAUUACAAAAGGUUUUAUCCAAAUGCGAAAACACACAUGGGGAAAAACCAAAAGAUCCCGCAUACGCCAGGAAUGGCAAAGGCGUCUCGUAAAGAGCGAAAACAGUUCACGCCCGAGGAAGACGAACGGUUGCUGGAGGGAUUCUUUUUACAUGGUCCUUGUUGGACGCGAAUCAGUAAGGAUGCAAGUUUGGGUUUGCAAAAUCGGCGGAGCACGGAUUUACGAGAUCGGUUUCGCAACGCUUUUCCUGAAAGGUAUGCCGCUGCCGGGUUUAAGCUGAAAAACAAUUCCGGGUUGCGAGCAAAAUACGACCAAAGUAAUUAUUUAAUGAAUGAUCCUUCUUCAACAGAAGCUGCUGCCGCCGCCGUUGCUGCAGUUGCGGCUGUGGCUGCCGACCGGCAAGAAACACCAUCCCAAAAUUCUAGCAAGGACUCUGCACAAGAUCCUUCUACUGUACCCGUCACUUCCGAUGAUUUACUAGAGUGGUCAAACCAAAGUUUGAAUUCUUCCUUUUAUAAUGCUGAUCGGCAACAGCCUCAAUAUGCAAAUGAAUCCUUUUUACUUAGCCAAGCACUACCCGAAACAUUUCCAGCUAACGCUUUACAUUCUUUUCCGCCUUAUGAUGCUUUAUUUCCUACUGGGAACCCUUCUUCCUUGCCUUCUGAACCACAAUCGUCUGUUCAAUCAUUUCCGUUCUCUGUGCAGCAACCUCCUGUGCACUUGGAACCGCCAUUAGAGUCAAAUCAAAUUCAUUCUUCAUUGUUUUCAACCCCUAAUGUUGCCGAUCUCCAUUCUUUUUCACAAUUCCACCAGGCUCAUCAGCACCCUUCUAUUCCGCCCGGGGAACUGCCGUGGGUUAACCGAGGGUAG